AUGGCGGUCCAAGAGACCAUUGCUGCCCGUAAUUGGCAGCAGACCGGAUGCUUUUUUGCAGGUGUCUGGCUCGUUUAUAUCGUCGCCCUCGUGGUUUGGAGACUAUGGUUCAGCCCUCUGGCCCAUAUACCAGGUCCCAAGCUGGCGGCUUUGACUCAAUACUAUGAGUUCUACUACGACUUUGUCCUGGGGGGGCAAUACAACUACAAGAUCAUCGAUAUGCAUGAACGAUAUGGCCCCAUCGUCCGCAUCAACCCUUGGGAAGUUCAUGUUGGAGACCCUGAGUUCUUCUCAGACCUCUACACCAGCCCCAGCCCCAGCCGACGCAGGGACAAGUGGACGUUCUACACCCAACAGUCCGGUGCUCCUCGUACACAGGUUCCUCAUCCAAACGCUCUCGCAGCCCCCAAGACUGCGACUGAAGGCUCUCUUGCUGCCAUCGACCACGGCCUUAACAAGUUGCGUCGAAGUGCGCUGAUCCCUCUUUACACAACUCAAACUGUGCGCGAACUGCAGCCGGUUAUCGAGGAGAGAGUGGAAGCCCUUCUGACUGCGUUCAUGAACUAUGCCGAGGUAUCCAAUGGCCAACCUCUUGAUGUCAUGUAUCCCUACUCGGCCUUGACCAAUGACGUCAUCAACGAAUAUGCUUUUGCUCGAAGUGACCAUCUCGUCGAAAAACCUGAUUUUGGUGCCGAAGUCACCAACGACCUUCUCAUCGGCACCCACAUGGGACCAUGCGUGCAGCAACUCGAUUGGGUGCUCACUCUUGUCAACGCUUUACCCGAGUCCAUCUCGAACCGAUGUAUGCCAGGCUGGGGUGGUUUUCUCAAGAUGAAGAACGAUAUCUUCGAGCAGAUUCACAGUGUCGAUCCUCCCCAGAGCACAGGUAAAUGGAGGAUGGUUGGAGGUCAUCCUACCAUGCUGUCUACCAGGGCCCGAUCUGCACGGGAGAAGAAUGCGUCACGCCAGGCACAGGAAAGCCAAAUCAGUGUUCAAGGCGGCGCUCUUACUACCUCGUGGGCCAUGUCCCUUGCCACAUUCCAUCUCCUCAAUCGUCCUGAGACUCUUCGCAAAUUGCGAGACGAACUCUUUGCUGCCAUGCCUGACGCUUAUGAGACCGUUCCUCUCUCACGACUGGAGAAGCUCCCUUACCUUCGGGGCGUUGUCAAGGAAGCGCUGCGACUCGGUAUCGGAACUAGCAGUCGUCUCGCACGUGUUGCUCCAGACGAGGCUCUUGUAUAUCAUGAUCGCGAGAACGGUGAGGACUGGAACCUACCACCAGGAUCCAUCGUUGGCAUGAGUCCUUACAAGACUGUCAUGGACGAGAGUAUCUUUUACGACGCCCGAGGCUUCCACCCUGAGCGCUGGGUGGAAGAUGGUGAGCGACUUGACAAAUACCUCGAUAUCUUCUGCUCUAGUUCUCGCAUCUGUCUCGGCAUGGCUCUGGCCCACGCCGAGCUUUACCUUACACUGGCCAAGCUCUUCCGCCGAUGGGGAAGUGGUGGUGUUGUGUUUGGCAGUGAUGACGGCGACCAACGCUAUGGAGACGUUGGCUACCUCAGCAUUUUCGAAACGCGAGUUCGAGAUUGUGAGAUCGAUGCCGACUACUUCAUGCCCAUCCCAUACAAGGGAUCCGAGGGUUUCCGCUUCUCCUUCGAAACCUACUAA
Molecule: messenger RNA, 1668 nt
Organism: Fusarium pseudograminearum CS3096
Lineage: Eukaryota; Fungi; Ascomycota; Sordariomycetes; Hypocreales; Nectriaceae
Exons: 3
Coding region: 1-1668 (555 amino acids)
Molecular function (GO): heme binding; iron ion binding; oxidoreductase activity, acting on paired donors, with incorporation or reduction of molecular oxygen
Source: RefSeq, a predicted model, not a curated record